Messenger RNA from Leptosia nina, 1755 nucleotides. The record is from the annotation of a GenBank genome assembly. Lineage: Eukaryota; Metazoa; Arthropoda; Insecta; Lepidoptera; Pieridae.
AUGAAUUGCUACUGCUUCAUACCAAAGUUAAUACAAACUGACAAGGAUAAAUGCAUUAUAUUUUAUAAAACAGUUGCACAAAGUUUAAUAGAUGAUGAUGCUAUAAAUAACAUUAAUAUUAUUACACUUAAUACUAGUGCAGAGGAAUCACUGUAUCAAAUUAUAAGACAAAUAUAUUCUCCCCUCCUUGCUACAGGAGAGGAUCUGUACUCUACCAAAUUACUGAAAAACUUAACUGAGCUUGAAUCAAAUUUGAGAAUACUUACGCAGGGAAAAAAUGAUUCGAAAACAAAUGUUAUCUUAUCAAUAAGUGAUGAAGUGGAGUAUUGGAAAACAAUCAGUCAAUUAAGAGAUUCAACAAAGAAAGACCGUGAGGCAGCAUCUUCAUUUUGUGUUCUGUUUGAAGAUGUUUGUGAAGAACUAAGAUCAAUACAAUCCGGUAACAUGCAAGAGAUACGCGAUUCUUCUGAAAGCAUAGCUGGUAUACUCGACGAUGUAUGGAGGUACACACCCGUUUUGUACACUCAGGAGAGAAUGGUGCAUAUUUUUGAUAUUGUAGGUCAUUCUCUCUGUUCCGUUAUACAAACAGCUGUGUCAAAGUUAGAAAUAUGGAAACCGUCUGAUGGACUUAAAGACAAUCAAAUUCUGAUAUUCUUAUCUGAAAGUUUAAAUGCAGUGCAGAUGUGGAUAAGCGCUUGCAAGGGGCUUACAGACACGUAUUGGCCUAACUACGCUUUACACACGUGGAAGGGAAAGUCAUAUGUUCCAACGUUGUGUGCGAAUUUUCAAAGAAGACUGCAACAGGUCCACGACAUCAGAUCUAUAUACAACCAACUGAGUAAAUUACUAACAACAGCAGAGAAAGUAGAAUUAAAUACUGGCAAAUUGUUUGAACCCUUCGAAAAAAUAAAUGUUUGGAUCUGCAACGGGCCUGCUCAAUAUUGGGACGACGCUGUGGCGAAGUUCUCGGCUAAUUUAAGACCAGCUGAAACGAAGAUAGCUGAAAAACUAAAGCCUAGACUGCAUAAUACAUCUACGAAACAGAUGUUGUACGAGUUCACUCGUUACAAAAUCCUCAUAACGAGACCCACUAUUAAACAUGCGAUGACCAAUGAAUUGGAAUUGUUUGUGUCAUCUCUUCUGGUUAUGUUAAAGAACAUACGCCGUCAAAUUGAUUCUGACCAAGUCGACGUGCAGAUGUACCAACCGCCAGAAAUGUCGCAAAUAGUUCAACACGUGCAGUGGGCUAAGCAAAUGGAGUCUAAGGUGAAGGAAAUACAAGAUUGCGUAGACAACUAUUUGAAGGAGUUUGAAAAAAGUUCAGAGGUGUCGCUACUGGCGUCGCAAAUGUUGAAAGACCUCAAAACUAUGUACACUCAGUUACAUGAGGAUUGGUGUAGAGAUUUGCAGGCCCAAGUAAAAGACGGUUCGCUACAGCUGUCAGUAGACAAACCGGUUGUGGAGUUCUCAAAAGAAACUCAAUUAAUGGAGGUGAACUUCAAUCCUCGUCUCGUUCGCACCGAACUUGAAGCUCGUUCGCUUUGUGCGCUGGGGUUGCCACCACCGGCCGCUGCUAGCGCGCUUGAUUCUUUGACAACUGCCCUGCGUUACGCGAGAGCACUGCAACAGGUUGCAUCAUUUCAUAAUACCUUGGGGGAGCGAAUGAUUCUCUUCCACCCGGCCGAUGAUGCUGCAAGCUGCUCUCGAUCUCUCGGAUCUUGUUCAAAAUCAAAAACCCGUAUUCUGGAACGAUGA